GAGGGAGAAAGCUCGACAAAAGGGAGAGAGAGAGAGAGAGAGGGAGAGACAGAGACAUAGAGGGGAUAACGGGCUCUGUGGGUGUAGGAGGAGAGGACAUGUCUCAGAUUCGUGAGGAUUCAAACCGAGGCUGUAGUUGUGUGUGAGGUGAGUGUGUGUUGCUGUAGAUGAAUUAGAGCCCAAGGGUGACAGCUGAGAAAAACUGUGCACGUACCCACUCUGUCACCACAUCCCACCACGCGCACACACUCAGAGUUAUGGCUAAUAUAUGUCCAUAUGGGCGGUUCACCCACGCUGUGGUGCGUGGUAUUCCUCAGUCCCCCAAUGUGGGCGGGGUGGAGGUGGAGGUGGCAAAGUUGCAGCGUCAGUACGGAGUGUUACUGGGGACUCUAAGGCAGAAGGUGGGGCUGCAGGUGCUGGAGAUACCUGCCGAUACACACACUAACAUGAAUCUUCCUGAGAGCUGGAGGAUAGAGGACAUGGCCAUCAUACAGGGAGACACCGCGCUCCUCACGCAGCCGUUUAGUCAGGAGAGACGCCAGGAGACGGAGGCAGUGAGGCGUGUCCUGACUGAGCUGAAACUGACCUUGGUGGAGAUGGAUGAUGAUGGAGCCACAUUGGAGGGCAGCGAUGUGCUCUUUACUGGGAGAGAGUUCUUUGUCGGUCUGUCCAAACACACCAACCAGCGUGGAGCCGAGAUCCUAGCCAACACAUUCCAGGAUUUUGCCGUGUCCACGGUACCUGUACCUGCUGGUACUCAAUUGAAGAACGUCUGCUCGAUGGGCGGUCCUGAGACCAUCAUCUUCAGUAAUAGUGAGAGAGCGCGGCGAACGCUAAAGGUGAUGGAGCAGUUGACUGAUCAUCAUUACGACGUGUUGUGCGUACCGGAGGACGCUGCUGCUAACUGCGUGUAUGUGCGCGGUGCAGGUCAGGUGGACUAUCUGCUCCAUCCCACACAGGACGAGUGUCCCGACAGUGUGUCUGCCUUCCAGAAGUUUCCAGGCUAUACCCUGCUCCCUACAGCGUGCAGUGAGGCGUGUAAACUCGGGGGGGCGCUCUCCUCAUUCUGUCUGCUCAUCAACAGGAAACUCCCUUAUUAACAUGAACGAUAUCUUUACAUCUGGAGCAUCUGUAUUAUCUGCUGCUCCAUCAUACAUCUGCGAGCCUUCACACACACACACACACAGACACACGUACACAUGAAGCUUAUUGACUCUGUAUACAUUUUUUAAUAUAUGAAACAGUAUUACUGUAUGUACAUUAACUAAUAAAUAAAUGAAUAUUUUCAGUC
Molecule: messenger RNA, 1291 nt
Organism: Clarias gariepinus (North African catfish)
Lineage: Eukaryota; Metazoa; Chordata; Actinopteri; Siluriformes; Clariidae
Gene: ddah2
Product: dimethylarginine dimethylaminohydrolase 2
Exons: 6
Coding region: 258-1100 (280 amino acids)
Biological process (GO): arginine metabolic process; positive regulation of nitric oxide biosynthetic process
Molecular function (GO): dimethylargininase activity; amino acid binding
Source: RefSeq, a predicted model, not a curated record